AAAGGCCCGGACCAGCUCGCAGCUUGUCAAUUUCAACAUCGGGUCACAUGACCAGCGCCUCCCUGCUAAGGAUGGGGAUAGAUUUCCACGUCAGCUUACGUCUCCAAAUUUCUACUUCACGGAUCCGCUUCAAAGAGGCAGCUGCAGUGGAGAAUCAUGUUAAGCUCGGCUACUGCGGAGAGCCCAAGGUAGCCCAAUGAUGGAUUUUGAUGAGCGUGGUCCCUGCUCCUCUAACAUGUAUUUGCCAAGUUGUACUUACUACGUCUCGGGUCCAGAUUUCUCCAGCCUCCCUUCUUUUCUGCCCCAGACCCCGUCUUCGCGCCCAAUGACAUACUCCUACUCUUCCAACCUGCCCCAGGUCCAACCCGUACGCGAAGUGACCUUCAGAGAGUACGCCAUUGAGCCCGCCACUAAAUGGCACCCCCGCGGCAAUCUGGCUCACUGCUACUCCGCGGAGGAGCUCGUGCACAGAGACUGCCUGCAGGCGCCCAGCGCGGCCGGCGUGCCUGGCGACGUGCUGGCCAAGAGCUCGGCCAACGUCUACCACCACCCCACCCCCGCCGUCUCGUCCAAUUUCUAUAGCACCGUGGGCAGGAACGGCGUUCUGCCACAGGCUUUCGACCAGUUUUUCGAGACGGCCUACGGCACCCCGGAAAACCUCGCCUCCUCCGACUACCCCGGGGACAAGAGCGCCGAGAAAGGGCCCCCGGCGGCCGCAGCGACCUCCGCGGCGGCGGCGGCGGCGGCGGCGGCGGCGGCAGCGGCAGCGGCCACGGGCACGGGCACGCCGGCAACUUCAAGUUCGGACGGCGGCGGCGGCGGCGGCGGCGGCUGCCGGGAGGCGGCGGCGGCAGCGGCGGAGGAGAAGGAGCGGCGACGGCGCCCUGACAGCAGCAGCAGCCCCGAGUCGUCUUCCGGCCACACUGAGGACAAGGCCAGCGGCUCCAGUGGCCAACGCACCAGAAAAAAGCGCUGCCCCUAUACCAAGUACCAGAUCCGGGAGCUGGAGCGGGAAUUCUUCUUCAGUGUGUACAUCAACAAAGAGAAGCGCCUGCAGCUGUCUCGCAUGCUCAACCUCACUGACCGUCAAGUCAAAAUCUGGUUUCAGAACAGGAGAAUGAAGGAAAAAAAAAUUAACAGAGACCGUUUACAGUACUACUCGGCCAACCCGCUCCUCUAAGGCUCCAGCCUGCUGGAAUUGGGUGGGGGGGUUUCAUACACGUGCGAUUAUAUGCAGAUUUUGCCCUUGACAAGGCCAAGGCACGUGGUGACUUUCGAAGAAAAGAGAGGAGGCUACACGGAGACAGCCUCUAAGGAGGCGGCCCGGGACUCUCUUGGGCAUCUGUGGUUAAGAUUCCUAACAAAAAUUGGAUUUGGAGAGUUGUGCAGCAACUAGAAUAAAUGGUUUGGGACCCCUGGUGGUUCAUUCUUAGAGACUGUGGAGCUUUGGGCUGGGUGUGGUCUCCAUCAGGACUGGGCCCCCUGCCAAGCGCCCUGGAGAACGACCUGGGCCCAGGACCCUCCACGGGGAGCCUGCCCACCCCCAGGACCCCUGCGUCAAGAAGCUAUUCUGUCUUUAAACACAGUUCAGCGUGGGGACAGGAACAGGAGGAAGGGGGGAGGAUUCCUAGAUGUUCCGAGUGGGGCUGCUUUCCAAAGCCAAUGUGAAAGACGGCGGCUGGACUAAAAGGUGACUGUGAGGUGGGAGAGGGCUGCUGAUCCUGGAGGGGGAAGAAAAAGUCUAUUCCAGGUGGCAUUAGCAGCUCUCCACCCCUCCCAGCCACUCGAUGCACUGCCUGAGGCCUGGGCUUCUAGCAGUUGUCUCCUGCAGCCCACCUAGUUUUUCCUACCGGUGAGGGUUUUCUUCCUGGCCUGCCACUCAGGCCUAAAGCCUGGUCACAGAGCAGACCUUUCCCGAGGUGGAAAACAUCAAAAAGCUAAGAGGCCGCAUCCAGGCCGCUGGCCCCAAGAUCUCUGCAGGAAAUGCCUGUGGAGUGCGGCAGCCUGGCAAAGUUUCCACCACACUUAAUUGAGGCUUGGAUUUGCUCAGCGACACAAGUGGGCCGGGCCAGCGGUCCCCAGCUAUGAGGGGCUUGAGUCCCCAAAAUACCCAGUUCUGGCACCGCACUCUGCCCUUCGCCGCCCCAGAACUGAGCUUGGAAGCUUCCGGCGACCUUCCAAGAGCUCAAGGGAGUUUGGAAUUAUUUUAAAAAAUAAAUAUUAUAUUAUAUAUAUAUAUAUAUAUAUUUCCCUGCAGGAACCAAAGCGAAUUUUAAAAGAUGCAACGUAGAGGGGGGAAAAGAUGAUGAAGAGAAUAUUUAAAGGCUCUAUCUGUUUACAGUGUUCCACGAUUAAACUCACUCACUGCUAAAAAUAUUUGAAUGUACGCUUCAUACAGGGAUGGUGUUCAAAAGACUUGUAAAUAAAAGAACCAUAACCUAUUUUGUUUGAAUACUUUUUAAAUGUUGCCAUUCGUUGACUUCCUUGGGGGAUUGGAGGGGCGGGAAGGGUAUUGGGAAUGAUCUUUUUGAUUUCUUGGAAUGUUCGGAAAGCAUAGGGGUAAGCUCUAAGGUAGUCUGGCCCUACAGGCUCUGGGGACCUCAGCUGAGAAAGCCAGGUACCCUCCCAUUGACUCUCCUCUGCCUCCCUGUUUUAAGAAGUGUUUGGUGGCUCUGUUUGUAAUGGGAGUGUUGGCCUGUCCUCCGUUCUCACCCACCACGUAUGUCGCAGCAUGUACACAGGCGACAGGGCACAAGGAAAAUAAAGACUGUGGAAACU
Molecule: messenger RNA, 2778 nt
Organism: Acinonyx jubatus (cheetah)
Lineage: Eukaryota; Metazoa; Chordata; Mammalia; Carnivora; Felidae
Gene: HOXA11
Product: homeobox A11
Exons: 2
Coding region: 197-1180 (327 amino acids)
Biological process (GO): anatomical structure development; regulation of transcription by RNA polymerase II
Cellular component (GO): nucleus
Molecular function (GO): RNA polymerase II cis-regulatory region sequence-specific DNA binding; DNA-binding transcription factor activity, RNA polymerase II-specific
Source: RefSeq, a predicted model, not a curated record